AAGCCAGAAGACUUUUCCCAGUGUCUGAAGGUGUUUGUGGAUGAAAUGGAGCAGUCCUUUACUGCAGAGUUUCAGAGGGGUGGGGAUGUGAGGGCCAGGCUGACCUCACUGCCCUUUCAGCCACAGAAGGAGCUGUUUAACAGGGUGUUUGGCUGUGGGAGCCAGUGUCCCUUCUGCAAGACCCCGUGUGAAGCAGGCGGCAAGAACCACACAGAGCACUUUGCUUCCAUUCACCGUCCAGAGGGGACUGGGUCAUACAGAUACACGGUUUCGGGUAAAUUAUCUGUUCAUGUCUGCUCCACCUGUGUUGUCAGUGAGGGAACAUUCUGUUCGAGUGAAACAGAGGGGAAAUACCAUCCAUACGAGGACUAUCGGAGCAUUUACCCUGACUGGCUCAUCCAGCCUGACAGCAGCAUCCAGGCCUCAGACUACUGGAAGUACGUCUUCAACAGGUUUAAUGAGCAGUUUGCCAAGGAAUAUGACGCUAAGCCUGCAGACAUCCCCUCUCUUUGGACAGAUAUAACCCAAGACCAAGCCAUGAAAAGCCUGGAGAAAUCCUUCCAGAUGAAAACAGGAGAUUAAAUGGGUGUUUCAGUAGGGUGAUCUACUGAUUGGAAUUAAUAUGAAAUAUUAUACUCACAGGUACAAGGAAUUCUUCCAGAU
Messenger RNA from Anguilla anguilla (European eel), 663 nucleotides. RefSeq names its product interferon-induced very large GTPase 1-like. The transcript has a single exon. NCBI's taxonomy places the organism in Eukaryota, Metazoa, Chordata, Actinopteri, Anguilliformes, Anguillidae. The record is from RefSeq and is a predicted model, not a curated record. The coding region runs from base 46 to 582 and encodes 178 amino acids.